CCGUGCCCGCCCCGCGUGUCCCACCCGGGAUUUAAACGCUGCGUCGAAACUUCCCUCUGGUAUUCAAUGUGUGCCGCACAUUCCUGUAGCUCGGAGUGACCCUGGGCGAGACUUCCCACACUUCGGACCGCUAACAGAGCUGGACACUUAAGAUGAAGUAGUUAGCAAAGCUUUUGGGAGCAGCUCAGACCCAGGUUUGCUGUAAACUACCUACCGUAGCUAUAAUGACACCAGCCGUCAGAGAGGCAACAACAAAAGGUCAUGGUAUCCACUUGUCACCUUCUUUGUCCUCUAGAGCUAUGGAGUCUGAUACAGCUUUGUGCGUGGAAAAUUCCAGAGCAGUGGAAGAGAAGAUAAAAGAGGACUCCAUUGCACAGAUUACUUGCUCAGUCCUGGGGUUUCCCACUGCUGAGCCCAGCCUCAGGAAUGAUAUCUUCAAUGUGCAGCAUUUUGGUUCCCCACCAUCCUCCAAGUGCUAUCAGUCUGUCUUGUUAAUGAGUACAAAUUCUGCGUUUAGCAGCAAAACUGGUAAGCAAACGAAAGCAGGAGAGCCUGGCUGCUCCAAGAUGAGAAAGCCGUUACAUAAUGGUGCUGACACACCAUUUGGUCAUAUUAAUCGUUCAGAACCUGAGCAACAGGUCAAAGGCGCAGCGUUUUCAGAGACCACAUCUCCAAACUUGGCAGGAAUGCAGAGACUUUCAGGUUCAAGUGUAACUGAAUCCAGUAACGCAGAAGAAAUGCAACUUUUAAAUGGUAAAUGGUACAAGAAGAAUGGGGUUUUGGGUAGGGCUUUGGAAGUCUGCACUGAAACAAUAAAAGGGGAUUUAUUACACCAAAUUCUUCACGGGCCUUCAGAAGGGAUUUUGAGCUGCACCCAGGAGGAGGUGUACGCUCGCUUACUCCAGUGUGUCACUAAGCAACAAAUGGAAAUCAGUCGCGCCAAAAGAACUCAGAAGCGUUUACAAAUGCUCCUGGCAAAGCAUGUUAUCAAACACUGUGAUCAGCAGCUGAAAUGCUUUGUGAAACAUCAGCUUCAGAGAAUGAAGGUUUUCCAUGAGCCAGCUAGAUUUUUGAGCAAUAGCUCCCUCAGAUGCACUGAAGGUUGGCCGGAAAACAACACAACUACUUCAGAGAGUAGUUUGAGUGUGGAUGUACAGAACGGAGUUAGUGUUGCACCAGGAGAAAUCCGUGGCUUUGCACUUUCUACUGGAGGGCUGCUGUCUCGUGUGGAGAAGGACCUGGACUCUGAUGCAACAUGUAGCAGCUCAGAUGAAGAUGGUGAGGAACAGACUGUAAGAACAGCUGUGGAAGCCAGCUAUACUUCUGAAUGGAAGUGGCUUGCAGACAGAGCUAGAAUUGGCAGCCGUUGGACAUGGCUUCAAGCCCAGAUUUCAGAACUAGAAUACAAAAUCCAACAACUAACUGACCUUCACAGGCAAAUACGUGCCACCAAGGGGACAGUGGUCUUAGAAGAAUUCCCAUUUCCAAAAGACAUUUUGAAGAAGCAAAUACAAUUGACAGACCAAGAAGCUUUAUUAAACGCCACAGGGAAUUCACAAGCUGCCAUCGAGAGACAGAAUUCUUUGCCAGAACAUGACUUUGAAAUGUCACCCAGCAGUCCCACUCUGCUUUUACGAAACAUUGAAAAACAGAGCGCACAACUAAGUGAAAUCAUUAGCAGCCUAAUUGCUCCACUCAAUCUGUCUCCAGCUUCUUCAUCUCUUUCAUCCAAGACCUGUAGACACAGACAGCUGGUCAAUGGCAUCUCCUUCAGAGCUUCAGAUAAUAGAGAGGUAUCCUCUUCAAGCAGCUGGCUGCUUGACCAUCAGCACAUCAAGAAAAGAAGAAGAGACAGGACAAGACUCAGAUCUGUCUCUGUGAAUAGUGUGAGCACAUCUGCCCGAACAAGGCCACUCCAUAGUUUCCAGAAGAGGAAACUCUACAGAAUGCACGGUGCCUGUCAUUGGAAUCAGCAGACUUUUCCAUCUAGAGAUGCCUCCUUUCCAUAUAAAACUCAGUUGCCGUGUGUGGUGCCAGCCUCCACUUUCAGCAGCAGUGAGUACAGCACAGAAUCUAAAAUCCUUGAUUAUGUGCAAGAGCUGGACUCUUCCUUCCAUCCAGUCUUAUCAUUCCCUUCAGAUAUUCCUCUUCACAUAUACUUUGAAACAUUAUUAAGGAAGGAUGACAUCAAAGGAGAACCUGUUGAUACUGCAUCUCUGGGAGGGGAGUUUAAAGUAGCUGCUGACAAUGACUGUAAUCCACAUGUUUCUGUCAAACAGUGGAGCAGUGGCUGUUUGUCUAAUUCCAAAUCUCAGUUGGUGUUAGGAACACCUGACCAGCUGUCAGAAGGAAGGAAGAAAAGGCAUCUAAGUGAGACAGCAGUAGGCGAAAGUAGCACUCAGUUUGAGACCUUCUCCUUCCAACAUGCAGAGCCCAAGUCCCACAACAGUUUUACUCCCACGAGCAGUGUCAGUGCCAUGUCUCGGCCCACUCACAGCACUUCAUCACAGCAUAACUCCAGGAGGAGGUUGAGAAGUGAGAGCUCCUAUGAUAUAGACAACAUUGUUAUUCCCAUGUCACUGGUGGCACCAUCAAAGUUGGAGAAACUACAGUACAAAGAAAUCCUUACUCCAAGCUGGAGAGUUGUUGAACUUCAACCUUUAGAAAAAUCUCAAACAGAUGAAGAAGAGGUAGAAGACCUGUCGGACAAAGCUUUUUCCUUGCGCCACACCAAGUACGAAGAAAGAGAGCGCAUGAGGUGGUCGCUGUGGGAGCAGAGCCGCUGGCCCAGGAGGAACAGCAGAUCUUACAGCAAAAAUGCUGAUGGUCGACACGGCCAGGACUCAGUGCAGAAAGACCAUUGUGCUGCUGACCCUGCUCCUGACCCAGCUUCGGAAUCCCACAGCUCUGUUUGUUCAGAGAUGGCACCACUCUGCAGGGACAGCCAGGAAGAGAAGUCUGGGCUGUGGGAACUUCGAGUUUUUCCACUAAGAGAUGAAGAGGUUGAAGCUUUACUGUGCCAAGAUCAAGUAACGAAUCAGACUGAAAUGUCAAGUGCAACUUUCCCCAGCAACUCUCCCUGCACUCCAGGCACACCCACUGCUUUGCCAGACAAUGGCUGUCCACCAAGAAAACAAUUUACCCAAGAGUCAGAAGACUGCAAAAGUGUUUGCCUGGGAAGCAACAGUACAAGGAAACAAAGGUGACAGGGAAUAAUGUAGUUCAUUAAGAAAGCCAGUUAAGGUGGAGAGAAGUGUAAGGUAAAAUCUCUCGUUCACACAGCAUAUGACAGCACAAUUCAAAACCUUUAUGUUAGCUGCAUAUAAUAUAUUUUCUUUCUUGCUUUGCAACAGGCAGGAUAAAUCCCAAAGACAACACUUUCUUCUUCCUGAACCCCAAGAGAAAGUAAUUAUUUCAAGCUGGAAGUCUAAUAGUCUCAAUGUCAGGAGUGGGCGCACAUAAAUUGCUGGCACCAUUCACUUUCUGUUGUCAUAUUGCCACAUUUGUCAAUAAUCAUCCUUUUCUGUUUGUUUGUUUUCAAAUGCAUAUCUGGUUCUAGUGGACUGUGGUGCAGCAGAAGCUGUCUACCUUAUCCAACAACUUCAACUGAACACAGAAAAACUACUUGAAGAUAGUGGGGAUAAGUGUUAGCCUCAGAUUAUUUCCCUGUUUGGCAUGACCAUGGGGCAAAAACCUGUCUCUCUGACUGCAUGUGUAAGGUAAGGGUAGGUGAGAACCAGCAGUUCAAACCAGGGGAUCUGGAAGCCUUGCAUCUAGUUUAAGUCAUAGAAGUCAGCUCUCAGCAGUGCCAGGGCACAUUCCAUAUUGAAGUCCUCAAGCAAUAAGGUAGAAGCAGCCCACUGCACUGCCAUAGCCAGUGUAUCUGACACCCAGGAAGCAGGGUCUCUGCUUCAGGCCUGUGGGGAGGGAGAGGCAGGAGCAAAGAGGGGUCGAGCCAAAUCAGUGACACAGCCCAUGGAACGUUGUGGUUUGGAUCAUCUUACUUCCUUAGUCCUUCAGCAGCUAAUGAGGCUCAUAAUACUUAGCUUUAAUAUGUUAAAGUCUUGUUCCAAUUGCUGUACAGUGCCUUGUAAGAGUCUCAUAAGUAUGCCAACAUUUGGUGACUAGCUGGAAAGGAAAAGAUGAUUGAUGUCUUGAAGAGCAAUAAAAAAAAAAAGCCCCAAAGCUUUCCAUUGUGAUUCUGGAUACAUUUUUCAUUUCCCAAUGCAUUCACAGUGAGAAAACAAAGGCAAGUUGUUCAAACUUGCAUCUAAAUACCAUAGCUUGGAAUAUAUCUGCAGUCCCAAGAGGUAUUAACAAAGAUUAAACAUUGAAUGUAGGUACAAUCCAUCAACAGGCAGUUUUUCUGUGUAGGACAGUUGAAGGCAACUUAACAGGAGUCUCUGUUUUUUGUGCAGUUUUCUUCCAUGUGUAAUACCUGGAAUGGCACUGGACAGAUGACCGAGUUUUAGUGUCAAUUUAUUUUUUUGGUCAAAAUGACAGGAAAUACACACUGGGCAUAUGAAAACAGUUCAGUAAAGUUUCAACACUACAACCUAUUGCUACAUUGUAGUUUAUUGCACAUUCUGAUUAUUUUUUUUAAACACUUUUUUAACACUGGUUUGUCUUAAACUUGAAUCUUGCCUCAAUGUCUGAUAUAAUACUCUUUGAUGCAAGGUUGGUUUUUUAAUUAAAAGUUAUUUCUAUAUAUGUUGUAUAUAGUCUGAAUUUGAUGGCUUUUUAGAAGUGAAGAAGUAGCAGCAGUACUUCCUCUUGGCCUGCAGACCCACUGCAGCUUUGCUGUGGUACUGUCACUGUGCUUAUGGCAUGAGGCCAAUGGCCCCUCAGUGCCUCAGUAAAGAGGUGUGUGUUGCCCUCUCUCUUGCCCUGCAUGUGCACCUGCUUCCAGGAAAAAGUUGUCAAAGUUCAGAGUCUCAAGUGUUCUGCAGGUCUUUUCCAUAGCCCUGUCUACUCCUUAGGAAGCCUGAUCUGAUCAGCUCUCAGCCUGCCCUGUUCUAAGGUAUGGGCUUCCUGUGUUGUCCGAUGCCUGGGGCAGAGGGAGGAAUUCCUGCACUUCAGGAGAGGGGACAGACCAAGUAAACCAGCCAGCCAGGCCAGCUGCCUUCCAUGUCCUGAAAGUGCUGCUAGGAAGAAGAAAUACAAUCCAGUCUGGUACAGGAGGGUGUUAAAAAAGAGGCCAAAGACCCCUUGUGUCAUAGGAUCUGGGUUAUCCCAGUUUGGCCAGCCUGGGGAACUGCAGAGCAUCCCCACACUGCAGUUCAGGUCCCAGCUGAGGUUCUAAACCAUUGUGUGGCUGCAGUCAGCCCUCGUGUGGGCUAAAGCAGCUGCUGGGUUCCUUGUGCACUGCAGAGGCACUGAGUGCUCUGAGCAAGGGGAACCACGUUUGCUGUGUCCCCUCUUGUAUGUUCUUGCCAGCCCUCAUGGGAACUUGCUAUUGCUUCAUGAGACAGCAAUAAAAAGGGUAGUUAGAGAAAGGAUGGGCAGGCACAAGAGAGAAGCAGAAUGUCUGUUUGGUCCUUACCCAGCCCACUCACGGCAGAAAUCUUUUCUCCAACAGCUGCCUCUCAGCUAGCUAGGCCUGUGACAGCAAACUGGCUGCUGGAGCACAGUGCCAGAGCUGUUCCUCGUCCCACAGUGCCAGCACAGGGUUGUUCCAUGCAGUGGUGGUGCACAGGGCUCCAGUGGAGCAGGAUAGGUUCCAUGGGGGGCCAGGAACAGGCUGCAUUUCCCUCAGCACCUGCCUGCCUCCAGCAUCCCUCCGUGUGGCAGGGCAAGCGAGAUGGCUCUCAAGAAGCUGCAGACCUGUGCCCUGCCUUCUCUGUCUCCACUGUGUCCUGGCUCCAGACAGGGAGGCACCUGAUUUUUUCAGCAAGCUCAUUUCAGUACUGGGACAGGGUUAAAAAACUUGCUGAACUCAACUUGAUUGCAGGACCAGCCUUCUCCUUUCAUUUGUCCCUGUGCUGCAAGCAGCUGCCAUCAGCACUGGUAUCAUGGUUUGCUGCCUGCAGCCCAUGUCCUGGCACAGCUGGCCUCCCACCUCCAGACAGCUGAGUUUUGCAUGAAUGCUGGAGUAAUGAGGAAGCUGUACCUGUUGUAGGAGCAGGCUGAGGGCUCAGGGCUAGGCUCAUCCUCAAAGCCAUAAAAUGUGCAGGAUCCCCUGCUUGUUUUCAUUCCUUUUCAAAGUUUUAAACAGAAAAUAAAGCCCCAGACAAAACCCAACCUCACUUUGGCUGUUAAGCUAUGAAAACAGCUGUUAGUGCUGCUGCUACCGCUGUGGCUGAAGGUAUUACAAAGACUGAUUGUGGAAAAACCAACUUAAAACAAUGCAGCAAUGCCCCCCCAGGCAUGAAAGUGGGUGUUUGCAACUGCACAAAGCCAUUUCCCAUGCGCUUUAUUUACCAUCUUCAACUGAGGCAUUUUUUUAACACCACUUACGUUCCGCUUCCUGCUGCUGUGAGGGUUUAAAAUGCUUCAUCUCUGCAUCCAGGACCUUAAUGGCAUGUAAGUACAAAUAAGGAUUUUGAAACCCUAUUAAAACUAAGCUCUGUCUGCGUCUC
Molecule: messenger RNA, 6578 nt
Organism: Cyanistes caeruleus (blue tit)
Lineage: Eukaryota; Metazoa; Chordata; Aves; Passeriformes; Paridae
Gene: KANSL1L
Product: KAT8 regulatory NSL complex subunit 1 like
Cellular component (GO): NSL complex
Molecular function (GO): histone acetyltransferase binding
Source: RefSeq, a predicted model, not a curated record